Molecule: messenger RNA, 762 nt
Organism: Photinus pyralis (common eastern firefly)
Lineage: Eukaryota; Metazoa; Arthropoda; Insecta; Coleoptera; Lampyridae
Product: secreted RxLR effector protein 161-like
Exons: 1
Coding region: 1-762 (253 amino acids)
Source: RefSeq, a predicted model, not a curated record
AUGAAUGAAUGUAAAGGUAGUGAUGUGCCAAUAGACCCGAAAUUAAAGUUACUUACUAAUGAAAAUGAUAAAAUGACAAGCAAACCGUUUAGACAACUAAUAGGAUGUCUUAUGUAUGUAAUGAUAGGAACAAGACCAGAUAUUUCAUUUGCAUUAAACAUGUUUAGUAGAUACCAGGAUAGAGCGACAGAUGAUAUGUGGAUGUACUUAAAAAGGAUACUUAGAUAUUUAAAGAAAACGUGUAAUGUAGGUUUAGAGUAUAAAAGAGACAAAAGCUUUGACUUAUCAUGUUAUGUAGAUUCCGAUUGGGGAAAUGAUGUCGAGGAUCGAAAAUCGGUAACAGGGUUUUUGUUUAAAUUGUAUAAUAAUACUAUAUGUUGGGCAACGAGAAAGCAAAAUUGUGUAACAUUAUCAACCACUGAGGCAGAGUUAGUGGCCUUAUGUGAUUCAGUUAAGGAAGGCAUAUGGUUGAGAAAAUUAAUCUUAGAUUUUGGAUUAGAUGGGAAAAGGGUUACCUAUUAUGAGGAUAACCAAGGUUGUAUAGCAUUAGUUAGAAAUCCUGAAAAUAAUAGAAGAGUUAAGCAUUUAGAUUUAAAGUUUAAGUUUAUUUGUGAACAUCUUGAAAGGAAGCACAUUGUAAUAACAUAUAUUGACACGUUACGGCAGCAAGCCGAUAUUCUUACUAAAGGGUUACAGUGUGGUUCAUUUAAUAAGUUUAAAAUAUGUAUUGGUCUAAGAGAUUUUAGCGAGGGGGGGUGUUGA